Gracilinanus agilis (Agile Gracile Mouse Opossum) is the source of this 411-nucleotide messenger RNA. RefSeq names its product syncollin (gene SYCN). The coding region runs from base 1 to 411 and encodes 136 amino acids. Gene Ontology annotation, biological process: exocytosis. The record is from RefSeq and is a predicted model, not a curated record. The transcript has a single exon. Lineage: Eukaryota; Metazoa; Chordata; Mammalia; Didelphimorphia; Didelphidae. Gene Ontology annotation, cellular component: secretory granule membrane.
AUGGCCCCGUUGCUCGUACCUUCGCUAUUCUUGCUGGCCCUGCUGAGGGCCCUGCCUGGCACCCAGGCUGCAUGUCCGGUCCCUGCAGACCUGAGGCCAGCUGAUGGGCCUCGAGUAUGUGCCCGCCUCUAUGACAAGAGUGAUGCCUACUAUGAGAACUGCUGCGCCGGCUCAGAGCUCAGCCUGGAGCCCGGGGCUGACCUGCCCUACCUGCCUUCGGGCUGGUACCAAACCGCCUCCUCCCUGGUGGUGGGUCCCCGCUGCGAACUCACUGUCUGGUCUCGAAAGGGCAAGGGUGGCAAGACCCGAAAGUUCUCCUCCGGAGCUUACCCUCGCCUGGCUGAGUUUCGCCUUGGGAUAUUUGGAGAUUGGAACAACGCCAUCGCGGCUCUCUACUGCAAGUGUAAUUAA